This is a messenger RNA of Opisthorchis viverrini, 2581 nucleotides long. RefSeq lists its product as hypothetical. Gene Ontology annotation, cellular component: microtubule. The coding region runs from base 638 to 2581 and encodes 647 amino acids. The transcript has 11 exons. Lineage: Eukaryota; Metazoa; Platyhelminthes; Trematoda; Opisthorchiida; Opisthorchiidae. The record is from RefSeq and is a predicted model, not a curated record. Gene Ontology annotation, biological process: regulation of neuron projection development.
CAAUGACGAAACGUUAUGGCUUUGCCUUUCUUGCCUGGAAAUUCCUUUGACAGAAAUGUAAACCCGUGAUGAAUCGCUAAUUUUUUCUUAGAUUGGGAAGGAUAAAUUCCAUAAAUCUCAUUAUUUUGAACGAUAUAAUACUGUCCCAUUUCAAUAUGGGGAUGAUAAAGUCGGAAUUGGCGGUGAUAAACUCCCAGGUCAACGAAUAGAGGCGCCAACCAGCAAGUACCCAUCCGGUAUAGGAAAACAACUCCCUACGUGGUUGGCGUUCGAGAAACAGUGCUUGUCAUUCGAUGCCUACUUCCAAGAAACAGUGAACGAACGCCGUGAGGAGCAAUAUCGGGUUCGGCGCUGCAAAGUUUAUUUCUACCCCGAAGAUGAUACCAUUCAAGUUGUGGAGCCGAGAUUAGCAGACACAGGCAUACCACAAGGAACGAUCAUUCGUCGGCAUCGAAUUGCGAAACCACCACCAGAAGACCACCUGUUCUACACGGUUGAUGACUUCAACGUAGGGAAUGAGUUCACUGCUUAUGGAAAGAAGUUCCGACUGGUAUCAUGUGACCCGUUCACAGCAAACUUUUUGCGAAAACUUGGAGUGCGUCUGGGGGAGCCGGAACCGAUUCCAGAUGACCCAUACAUGGUUCACCGCAAAGCUUACACAGAGUCUAUGCAACCGCUGCGACCUUAUGAACGUAUCGACAAACUACGACAGUUCUUGGAUCAUGAUCGUCAUGUGCUUCGAUUUUUCUGUUUCUGGGAUGAUACGGAAUCACUGUAUGGAGAUCCUCGUGAAAUGGUGCUGCACUACUUUUUGGCUGAUGACACCAUUGAAAUCCGCGAAGUCAUUCCAGCAAAUUCGGGACGAGACAGUGCUCCAUGUUUCUUACGACGUCAGAAGUUACCACGAGGAGUUCCACAAGUCCCCCUUCCGGGCACGAUAACUGACCGAACUCUUCUAAACGUAUUUGGACAUCCACAAAGGGGUGGGCGGUAUAUCCUUGACAGUUUGAAGAUUGGCGCUUACAAAGAAGACUUCUACACGGAUCGCGAUUUGACAAUUGGAGCCAGUCUGAACGUUUACGGGCGUAAAUUUAUCCUAUGUGACUGUGACGAAUUCACAAAAGAAUACUAUCGGGUGAAGUAUGGCCUAACCGACUUCACGCCAGUGAAGCCAAACAUUCCAGAGACACGCAUCCCAGUGGUCCGCGAGAACCCUCCAUAUAACGGAUGGGGCUCUGAAGAAGAUAGUUUGGCUAACUGCAAGAGCCUUAUUCCGGUUGCCCCGAAAGCAGACUUUGUGAAAUUUAUGACAAAGGACAAACAAGGCCUUGAGUCGUUCAUCCUUCGUUUCUACGCUCAACUAAUCACGGAUAUACCAGUGGACAAGGACCGAGUAUUUGUAAUCAACUGUUUCUUGUCCGAUGAUACAUUCUCCGUAUACGAACCACCAAGACGGAACUCAGGAUUUAAAGGUGGUCUUUUCUUGGAACGUGGCCGUGUGAAGAAACCAAACGCAGAACGCUUUGGUGUUGACCCGCCAGAUUAUUACAGCCCAAGUGAUCUAUACGUCGGUGCUGAAGUUAUUUUCAACAGUUUCAAAUUUAUCGUCUUGGAUGCUGACGAAUACGCGUACAAAUACAUGGAAGAACACUCGGCCGAAUUCCCCUAUUCCAACAUAAAGAAGAUACAUGACAAGCUUCGUCCGUUUGCCAAAGAACGCUGUGAAGAACUCAACGCUUUUGGAAAAAACCAGGACCCAGACGGAACAGGAACGUUUGGUUUCCAGCAACUUGAAUGUUUGAUAUAUCAGCUGACGGGACCGCAGCAUGCACUGAAUAAACAAGAGCUACUUACGCUGGGAAGGUAUCACGCACAUCGUCCACUAACCGAGAUACAGCACGGUACUUUGUUGGGCUUGGUACAACAAGCACUGCGCAGGCAUGCAUUCGAAGAUUUUGGCAGUCUGCUGCAGGUCUGCAGACAGGCAGAUCCAGAGAAAAACGGCGAAAUCCAACGGGAAGUGCUACGUCGCAUUUGCAAAUCGAAUCGAGUGCCAGUUCCGGAUGAUAUGCUUGACACAUUGAUGGAUUUCUCAUCAACACAAAGUGGAACCAUUCGCUAUGAACCUUUCAUCAAUCAGCUCAACUGGCGCUGCGAACACGUAGGAGCAGUUCCAAACGUGCCAUGCGACUACACCGGCAAUCUGGAAGUCGACUGGCUGCCCACCACCAAAGGAGAACCACCGAAGUCUCUGGGACCAUCCUAUACACCCCAGUCGGAGAAAAUCGGUCGGGUCCGAUACCAGUCGCUGUUUGACGAAUUAUGUGUUUCAUUUAUUUUCUCUUCUACUCUACUACACUCGAAAUGGAACGCACUCUUCGCUGGUCCCAGCACGAGGACUGACCGCUUUGUCACCAAGACCUCGCGCCCAGUUGCCGCUUUUCUGACCCCGCCCUCAGUAAUAUCCCUAAACACCUCAAACUUGGUUUUUAAACCCCGAAGGCAGGUCUACUUUGCCCUCUCUAAUGUUUGCAGACUGAACUAUGGAAAAGAUUAUUUGAGACUUGACAGAACGGUGUGA